Molecule: messenger RNA, 2569 nt
Organism: Symphalangus syndactylus (siamang)
Lineage: Eukaryota; Metazoa; Chordata; Mammalia; Primates; Hylobatidae
Gene: FOXD2
Product: forkhead box D2
Biological process (GO): cell differentiation; regulation of transcription by RNA polymerase II; anatomical structure morphogenesis
Molecular function (GO): DNA-binding transcription factor activity, RNA polymerase II-specific; RNA polymerase II cis-regulatory region sequence-specific DNA binding
Source: RefSeq, a predicted model, not a curated record
AUGACCCUGGGCAGCUGCUGCUGCGAGAUCAUGUCCUCCGAGAGCUCCCCGGCCGCGCUGUCCGAGGCCGACGCAGACAUAGACGUGGUGGGCGGCGGCAGCGGCGGGGGGGAGCUCCCAGCUCGCUCCGGGCCCCGCGCCCCCCGGGACGUGCUCCUCCACGGCCACGAGCCUCCCCCGGAGGAAGCCGAGGCAGACAUAGCCGAGGACGAGGAGGAGUCGGGUGGCUGCUCGGACGGCGAGCCCCGCGCUCUGGCGCCCCGGGGGGCGGCGGCCGCAGCGGGGAGCCCGGGGCCAGGCGCGGCGGCGGCCCGCGGCGCAGCGGGGCCCGGCCCGGGACCGCCGUCGGGGGGCGCGGCGACGCGGAGCCCGCUGGUGAAGCCGCCGUACUCGUACAUCGCGCUCAUCACCAUGGCCAUCCUGCAGAGCCCCAAGAAGCGGCUGACGUUGAGCGAGAUCUGCGAGUUCAUCAGCGGCCGCUUCCCCUACUACCGGGAGAAGUUCCCCGCCUGGCAGAACAGCAUCCGCCACAACCUCUCGCUCAACGACUGCUUCGUCAAGAUCCCCCGCGAGCCGGGCAACCCGGGCAAGGGCAACUACUGGACGCUGGACCCGGAGUCGGCCGACAUGUUCGACAACGGCAGCUUCCUGCGGCGCCGCAAGCGCUUCAAGCGGCAGCCCCUGCCGCCGCCGCACCCACACUCGCACCCUCACCCGGAGCUGCUGCUGCGUGGCGGGGCCGCGGCGGCGGGGGACCCCGGCGCUUUCCUGCCCGGCUUCGCUGCCUACGGCGCCUACGGCUACGGCUACGGGCUGGCUCUCCCGGCCUACGGCGCGCCCCCGCCGGGGCCGGCCCCGCACCCGCACCCGCACGCCUUCGCUUUCGCCGCGGCAGCCGCCGCCGCUCCUUGCCAGCUGUCGGUACCCCCAGGCCGCGCCGCCGCGCCUCCACCCGGACCUCCGACGGCCUCGGUGUUCGCAGGGGCGGCAUCCGCCCCAGCUCCUGCGCCUGCCUCAGUCUCGGGCCCGGGCCCCGCAGGCCUGCCCACCUUCCUGGGCGCGGAGCUAGGCUGCGCCAAAGCCUUCUACCCGGCGUCCCUGAGCCCUCCCGCAGCCGGCACCGCGGCGGGUCUGCCCACCGCACUUCUGCGCCAGGGCCUCAAGACGGACGCGGGCGGUGGUGCAGGCGGCGGGGGCGCCGGGGCAGGGCAGAGGCCUUCCUUCUCUAUAGACCACAUCAUGGGCCACGGUGGCGGCGGGGCAGCACCCCCGGGCGCCGGCGAGGGCUCUCCGGGACCGCCAUUCGCGGCAGCCGCGGGUCCUGGGGGCCAAGCCCAGGUCUUGGCCAUGCUGACUGCUCCAGCCCUGGCUCCCGUUGCUGGCCACAUUCGCCUCUCGCAUCCCGGGGACGCGCUGCUGUCCUCAGGGUCCCCGUUUGCCAGCAAAGUCGCCGGCCUUAGUGGCUGCCACUUCUGACCGCAGCAGGCCCAGGGCCGGUUAGGUCCGCACUCCUCAGCCUCUCCCGGGAGCUCCUGCGGUCCCAGCGGAACUCAGGGAGUCUAUUUAUGAAGUCUCCAGACCUUGGGCCGGCACGCGUGACACGGCACUUCAGGCUCCACGCACAGAAUCUCACAGAUAGUUGGGACUAAGCGGGCUGUAUCGCUCAGGGCGACAGGCCCGGGGCUACGCGAAGAAGUCGCAGGCCAAGAUCCUUUACAGUUUGAGAAAUAAAAGCAGGGGGGUGGGGGCUUCGUUUUUUCCCUGCCUCUGCGCCUCUUGGCGAACACAUUCCGGGAGAGAUGAGAGAUGCCUGGCCAGGCUCCACGGAUCCCGCCAGAAACACCAACAGAGGGUCUCCCUUUCUGCCUUUCCCCUCUCACUUCUUCCCCAACGUUGAGACCCUGCUUGUCCAAUAUUAUAAUUUAAAGACGUCUAUUAUCUGCUUUGUGCUUAAAAGAAAAAUUCAACGUUUUUUUUUUUUUUUUUUUUUUUUUUUUUUUUUUUUUUUUUUUGCUGUUCUCCAAGGAAGUUCGUUUCCUCUGAAGCCUAAACCAGUGUCUACGCAGGCGGAGCUGAACGGAGAGGUGAAGCAGGGGGUCUUUAUAUUCCCUGCAGAAACCCUGGAUCCCACUCCACUGAGGAAAAUCCUUUCUCUUUUGUGUUAGGGUGCUUUUAAAGGAAUUUCUUUCCUUUCCCUUGGCUGGCUGGGUCCAGCCAUCUCCGGCCAGCAACCCUGUCAGUGUUCCACCUUGUCCCAGGCCCUGGGAUAUUUAUUGUGGCUAAAGGCAAUGAGAUUGGGUGGAAGAGAAGGGUCUGGGCCAGGGACUGGAGAGGUGGGGGUGGAGUGGGCAAAGGCACACCCUGUGGCAGGAGGUCCUAUAAUUUUGUGUAAAUAUCUGUACAGCGGGCUGCUCUCGGCGUUCUCUGUCCACUGGGUGUGCAUUGAUUUAAACUUCUCCACUGUGGGGAAACUCUGUGAAAUCGUCUGAUGGUCUGUGUGGAAGAAAAGAAAAAUCUGUCUACCCUUAUUCCCCAUUGGUGUCAAUUGAAUAAAUGUAUGUGAACUUCA